AUGGAAAACUUUCAAGACAAGAAACGUAAUCGAAAUAUGGAUGAAUUAUCGCAUCAAUAUAAUUCUGAUUAUAAUUUAUUACACCAAAAACAUUUGAAAUUGAUAAAUGAAAAAAAUAAUAAAGCCGCAUUUGUUGAAAAUUUGAUUGAUGCGACUCGUUUAAUAUUAGAGGUGAUUUGGCCUGGUUGUGACAAUACAAAAUCAAAUUUAUUAUCUUUAAAAACCUUUUUGGAAGAAAUUUUAAAAAGAUCAAGAACUUCAUGUUCAACCCUUCAAACUGCAUUAUUUUACUUAAUUAGAAUUAGGCCGAAGAUUGAAAUAUUAAAAGAACAAAUUUAUAAAAUAUCUCCAACAGCGCCUAUAACGACAAUACUUUGUUGCAGAAGAAUGUUUUUAAUUUCGUUGAUAAUUGCAUCAAAAUAUCUCCAAGAUCGUAAUCACUCCAACAAAGCUUGGUCGAAAAUAACUGGUCUAGCUGUCAAAGAAAUUAAUUCUUAUGAAAUAUUUUUUCUGCGAUUGAUCAAUUACAAUUUAUACGUCACAUAUGACUCUUUUGAAAAUUGGUGCGUUUUAUUGUUAAGCAAUAUUCGAUCGAUAUCAGGCGAAGGGUUCAUACAACAUGACGGCUUCAAGAAGUUAGAAAAUCAAGACAAAGUAAAUUCAUUCAGAGAGAUUUUAAAUUCAUUAAAUAUAGAAAGUUUAUAA
Entrophospora candida is the source of this 705-nucleotide messenger RNA. The record is from the annotation of a GenBank genome assembly. Lineage: Eukaryota; Fungi; Glomeromycota; Glomeromycetes; Entrophosporales; Entrophosporaceae.